Molecule: messenger RNA, 2542 nt
Organism: Dioscorea cayenensis subsp. rotundata (Guinea yam)
Lineage: Eukaryota; Viridiplantae; Streptophyta; Magnoliopsida; Dioscoreales; Dioscoreaceae
Product: putative cyclin-B3-1
Exons: 22
Coding region: 120-2246 (708 amino acids)
Biological process (GO): mitotic cell cycle phase transition; regulation of cyclin-dependent protein serine/threonine kinase activity
Cellular component (GO): centrosome; cyclin-dependent protein kinase holoenzyme complex; cytoplasm
Molecular function (GO): cyclin-dependent protein serine/threonine kinase regulator activity
Source: RefSeq, a predicted model, not a curated record
CCGCCCGCUCGACCUUCAUUUGAAUUCUCAGCAGGUCUCCUCCCUCCCCCAUUCCACUCUACCACCACCACCACCACCUCCUCCUCCUCCUCCCUCUCAAAGAGCAGCGAGAUCCGAUCAUGGUGUCCUUCAAGGGCAAAGAAAUCAAGGCCGGAGAUGGAAUCCGUAUCCUUGAGGACCCUCUUCCAUCUAAGAACACUGUGAGAGAUUUCAAGAAAGGGCCAAGAAACGAGCGGAGCAAGCUUGCUGAUGUUGAACUGAGUGUUGAAUCAUCUAGGAUGAAUGAUAGGGAGGUAUCAAGAUUGAUGCCAUUUAGGAAGUCAGUGCCUGCGAAUCCUAUACAAUCAAAGUCCACCAGGCUGGGUGGUGUGAAUAGUCUGAAGGGAAAUUUGCAUAACACAGAGAACAAUAUGGAGAAAUGUGACAACUUUGUACGCAAAGUUAGGACUGGUAGGAAGGCUUUUGCUGAUCUCAGCAACGUCAACCAGAACAAUGAUAAGAGUCAUCAAUUGGGAAAACGUUUGGGCAGCAACCAGAGAACAAUGAAAUGUAAGACUGAAGGAAGCAAUAUUUUGCAAGGCAAGAAUAAUAUUCAUAAAGAUUCUCAUGGACCAAGGGUUUCAUUGACCAAGACUGUCACGACAGCCAGUGCAAGAAAAUCAAUAUUGGGAAAUUUGAGACAUUUAGAGUCAACCAUCAGUAAAUGCAAUAUUUCUGAUGUAAAACGCUCAGAGACAGCCGUUAGUAAAAGCAAUAUUUCUGGUGUAAGAUGUUCAAAGGCUGUUAUUGGUAAAAGCAAUAUUUCUGGUGUAAGACGUUCAGAGGCAACCUUUAGUAAAAGCAAUAUUUCUGGUGUAAGACGUUCAGAGGCAACCUUUAGUAAAAGCUAUAUUUCUGGUGUAAGACAUUCUUUGGCGACCAACAGUAAAAGCAAUAUUUCUGUUAAGAUCGGUAUGAGAAGAAAUACGCUUUCUGAAGCCACCAUACAUGGAAACCUGAAAGGAAACCGAUUGAGUUAUGGACCAAAAUUCAUCAAAAGCCAGGGGCUGAAGAUACCACAAUCAAGCAAGCUUUCCUUAGCUCGGAGCACGAAUGGUAAUGCUUCAUCAAGAAAGUCUUUUAGGCCUACAUCCAAAAUUAAAAUCGGUCCAGUGAUCAAGGAGAAAUUCGCUAUAGGGAAUUGUGAUGCCAGUAGUUUACCCUCAAAUAAAGAUUUAGAAUUGCCAUCAAAGACAGAAGGAGAUCAUGAUGAAUCUGUUACUCUACAAGAAUGUGUUACUGGGGAGGCAAAAACUGAUGGCAGUCAUCCGGCUGAUGACAAUGUGAAAACAGUUAUUUCCAGACCCAAGUGUAAAAGACGUAGAUCAUACACUUCAUCGCUUGUGGCAAGAUCUGAGGUACUUGGUGAGGGUACUGACUGCAUGAAGAAGGAUGAGCUACCUAACAUCGAUGAUAGCAGUAAUCCUCUAGAAGUAGUGGAAUAUGUGGAUGACAUAUAUCAAUACUACUGGGCAAUGGAGGUACAAAAUCCUUCACUAGCAAAUUACAUGACGGUUCAGUCAGAAAUUACUCCUAGGAUGAGAGGCAUAUUAAUCAACUGGUUAAUUGAGGUGCACUUCAAAUUUGAGCUGAUGCAAGAGACACUCUUCCUCAUGGUUGAGUUGCUUGAUAGAGUGCUCUCUUUAGUUGUUGUAAAAAAGAAAGAACUUCAGAUGGUUGGUCUUACUUCUCUUCUACUUGCCUCUAAGUACGAAGACUUCUGGCAUCCUAAGAUAGCUGAAUUGAUCAGCAUUUCAGCAAACUUGUAUACAAGAGAUGAGAUGCUUGCUAUGGAGAAACUCAUCCUAACAAAAUUGAGGUUUCGAUUAAAUAUACCUACUCCAUAUGUCUUCAUGAUAAGGUUUUUGAAAGCUGCUCAAUCAGAAAAGAAGCUUGAACAUCUUGCUUUCUACCUGAUCGAAUUGUGUCUGGUGGAAUAUGAAGCAUUGAGGUUCAAGUCAUCAUUACUAUGUGCAUCAGCAAUAUAUGUUGCUCGGUGCACCUUGAAUAUUACCCCAGUUUGGACAGGACUUCUUAUGAAACAUGCUCGUUACGAAGAACCAGAACUCAGGGCUUGCGCAAAUAUGAUCCUUGGAUUUCACAUUGCAGCUAGCCGAAAAUCAGUGAAUUUUACCUAUGAAAAGUUCCAGAGCCCGGAGCGUGGUUGUGUUGCCAAAUUGAAACCUCUUGAUAAGCUUCCUCUCUAAUUAAUUUGCCGGCAUAUAAAUACACACUCGUAACACCUUUUUGAAUAGGUUUGUCCUGAUUUUGCUCAAUUCUGUGAGUGUUUUUAGUAUGGUUUAUUGUAUCUGUUGUAUGUAUGACUGCCUGUUAACUUCAGUCACAAAUACUGAGCAAGACUUAUAUAUUUAGGGAUAUAUAUAUAUAUAUGUUGAUUAAAAAAAAUAGGUAAACUACGAGAUUUGAAUAAAAAUGAAAAUGCAGUCAAACCACAUGAACUACAUGAACUGGCCAUAAGGCAGAGAAGAGAGUAGGACUCACA